Molecule: messenger RNA, 1734 nt
Organism: Manduca sexta (tobacco hornworm)
Lineage: Eukaryota; Metazoa; Arthropoda; Insecta; Lepidoptera; Sphingidae
Gene: Dus1
Product: tRNA-dihydrouridine(16/17) synthase [NAD(P)(+)]-like
Exons: 7
Coding region: 225-1613 (462 amino acids)
Biological process (GO): tRNA processing
Molecular function (GO): tRNA dihydrouridine synthase activity; flavin adenine dinucleotide binding
Source: RefSeq, a predicted model, not a curated record
GUCUCGUGUAGUCGGUGGUCGGAGUGUGUGGCGUAUUCUGUCUCUGACUUAUAUUUUAUACUUCUAUUAUAAUUCUCUUCGUAGAUAUCUGUGUCGUCAUUUAAUACUUGUUGUAUUUAUCUUUGUGGGUCUAACCAAAAUUCUGACUCCAAUUUGUAUUAUAAUUCUCUUUGCUCCGACGCACCAAAGUUUGUGUGUAUUUUUCGUGUAUUUUAUCGUUUAGAAUGUCUUCUGAGUGGUAUGAAUUAAUUGGUAGGCCAAAAUUCGUGGUGGCGCCUAUGGUUGAUGCUAGUGAAAUUGCUUGGAGGCUUUUAUGUCGUCGACAUGGUGCGCAACUAUGCUAUACGCCGAUGUUUCAUAGCAAUGUUUUCACUAAAGAUCCCAAGUAUAGGAAAGAUAACUUUGUUACAUGUGAUGAAGAUCGCCCACUUAUUGUUCAGUUUUGUGGCAAUAAUCCGGAGGUGAUGGCUGCAGCUGCUAAAUAUGUGGAAAAUGAUUGUGAUGCAAUAGAUAUCAACCUUGGAUGUCCCCAGAUAAUUGCUAAAAGAGGUAGAUAUGGAUCAUAUCUACAAGAUGAAUGGGAUUUAUUAUCUAAUAUAGUACAAACCAUGACAAAAGCAGUUUCAGUACCUAUUACUUGCAAAGUCAGAAUAUUUGAAAGUAUUGAGAAAACAGUGAAAUAUGCACUUAUGCUGCAAAAUGCAGGAUGUAAGCUUCUUACAGUACAUGGCAGAACAAGGGAACAAAAAGGACCUUUAACUGGCAUUGCCAGUUGGAAACAUAUUAAAGCUGUAAGAGAGGCAAUAUCGAUACCAAUGUUCGCAAAUGGCAAUAUUCAAUGUUUAGAAGAUGUGUACAGAUGUUUGGAAUUCACAAAUGUGAAUGGUGUCAUGAGUGCCGAGGGUACUCUUACAAAUCCGGCAAUAUUUGAAGGCAUUAAUCCCUUGGUGUGGGAGAUGGCAGAUGAGUAUUUAGAUUUAGUUGAAAAAUAUCCAUGCCCGUCAUCUUAUAUUCGAGGACAUAUGUUUAAAAUGUUCCAUAAAAUAUUUACUAUAGAAGACAACUUUGAUGACAGACAUUUACUAGCCACUGCCCAAAACUUAAGUGAUUUUAGACAAGUUAGUAUGAAUAUACGUGACAAAUAUUUACCAUACCAUCAUGGCAAAGUACACUUUGAAGAUGGUGAAAACAUGUAUUCUAAUGGGUAUAAUCUCAUUUUACCUCCGUGGAUAUGUCAGCCAUAUGUUAGAAUGUCACCAGAACAACAUAAAAAUAAAAUGGAAGAAUUGAGUAAGAAGCAGCAAAAUAAUGAGAACAAGAGGAUCCAUGAAGAUUCUGAAGGUGUUGUCUUAUCACGAAAAAAAAUGAAGAAAUUAAAGCGAAUUAUGAGAAGGCCAAUAAAGCCUGAUUCACAACAACAUACAAGAGGUCAAGAAUCGUGUGUCAGUGACGCUUGCCGUAAUCCCCUUGGAGGGAAAUGCGUGUAUCAACUUUGUAAGAAGUGCUGUAAGGAGAAGUGUUUUAAAGAAGUACUAGACUGCAAGGGUCACAGGAUACUUGUGCUUACAAGGCGAGAAUUGGCAAAAACGUUUGAAGAAAAUAGAUCAGCGUAAUUAUAUAAAAACAUUCUUUAUCUAUACAUAAUAGAACUAUUAGAGAUUAGUAAAAAAAUAUGGAUAUUGUAUUUUUGCGAAUUAUCUUGUUUUUGUGUAUAUAUACAUGUGAAGAUAAAAA